Molecule: messenger RNA, 4212 nt
Organism: Symbiodinium natans
Lineage: Eukaryota; Dinophyceae; Suessiales; Symbiodiniaceae
Source: the annotation of a GenBank genome assembly
AUGGUCCUGAUGGAUCCAUGCACUGUUUUGGAGUUCUUCCUCUUCUACGGGCUCUUUGGUGCCCUGCACGAGGUUGGACAUGUCCUGGCAGGGCUGAUGGUGGGCUGCCGCCCAGCCGCGACCCUUCGGAACUUCUUGGCGGCGGCUACCUCACGGCAGGUGUGCAUUGAGACCAAGGGUUGGAGCACCACUUGGGUGCGCCACGCUGGAUGGGUUGUCUCUGUGGUGCUCGCCGCCGCUGUGCGCUUCACGCCCAAGGCCUCCAGCAUCGCCUUCUACGCAGCUCUCGUCACGGCUUUGGAGGCCUGUCUGUCCGACCUCUUACAACUGCCGAAGUGGUCGAAGCCAGGUUCGUUUGGGAGUUGUAAAAGUUACAUAAAGUUACCACCGAGAAGUCGCCGAAACUGUAGCCGGAACAUGCCGGAACUGGAGCCCAGGAAGCCGGGAUGCUUCUCCUGCGGCAACUUCGGCAUCGUGAUCCUCAAUGCUGCCUGGACCGCCGCACCCAAGAAGAUGAAGGACAUCCUUGAGGCAAUGGUGGAGGUGACCAUGAUGCGUGGGGCGCAGAGCGGCGGUGUCGUCACCUUCACAGGCAGUGGUGACCUCAUGGGUGCCCGGGCUCGGGUAGUGAAUCAGAAGCGCACGACGCUGUCUUCGCUCGUGCGCCGAAGCCUCGACUCCACCGAGCGUUGGGCGCGGCUCCGACGAGGCCUUGUGGCUCGUGGGCGGCUCUACAUGGGACAUACUCGUUUUGCUACCAGCUCCAAAGCCACUUUGGAGGGCACCCACCCACACCGGUGGACCCCGCCGCAGAAACACGACGUGUAUGUGGGCUGGUCUCAAGGCCGGCUGACAAAUCAACAGAAGCAGCUGGAGAUCUUCGUCACACACAAUGGAGACCUGGACUACUUUGAUGUGGGGCAGAUCACUUACGACCUUGGCACCAUCCAGUCCUGGCUGGAGGUUGCCACCGGAAUCCCGAGGCCCUCAGAGGUGGAUUCAGCGGCCAUCGCGGGGAUCAUGGACCUGCUUCGCACACAGGGCUGCCUUGCCCGCAGCGUGCGCUUCGGCUUCCUUUUCGGCGUAAAGCGGAAGUCGCUCAAGUACGAGAUGCCCCCGCAGAACCUGUUCAAGCAGAUCGGUCAGGUGAUCAACAGUGUGCUGCAGAAGCAUGGCAUCGAGCAGAAGACUGUGGGUGUCCUGAACGACGGCAGAGACCUGCUGCGCCAUCUGUCCGUGGAGGCAGUGCAAAGAGGCGUGCAAGGCUGCAAACUCAAAAUCCCAUUGGAAGAGAGCGACGUGGAGAAGAUGGUGAACUGCGCUGUGGAUGCCUUCUUCGACAACGACCUCCUCUUCGCUACACAGCUCUUUAUGCGAAAUGCCAAGGGCUCCUUCGGGCUUUGCGUCACCUCGUCCCUGGAUGCCGGCCGCCAGAUGGUCAUUGCAGCCCGCGGUCAGACCAUGUCGGUUGCCUUUUACCCGGAGACAGGCCUGAUCCUUUAUGGCUCCGAGGCUGCGGCCGUCAAGGCCGGCAUGGGCAAGGACAUCCCCGCUGCCGGGAACGAGGAACAGCGACAGCGAAGGUCGCGGCGUGCAAGCGCAGUGUUCGGGCUGGCCGCAGGCAAGCUCGAUCUCAGCCAGGAAACCCAGGAAGUCGCCCCACUGGAUGGCAGCAUGCAGCUCGGACCAGAGUCACAGCUCAACGAGGGUCCCGCGAUGCGGUUGGACCUCGACGACUUGGGUGGAGAGAUUUGCCUGCUAGACUGGGGCGAGGGUAUGCCCUUCACCUCCUUCAACCACCGCACUCUUCGGCCAAAGGUGCUGAUGAACAACGCCUUGACCGUCACGCUGGUGCGAGAAAGCUAUCUGCAGAAGAGCUUGAUGAAGCGCCUGGUAGCCAUCGAGAACAAUCCACUUGUGCUGCCGCUGCCCAAAAACAAUCCAGAGCCUGUUGCCCAGGACAUCCAGGACAUACCAAAGGCCUUGGAGAGAAUCCAGAAUGAUUGGAACCUCGGCCGGGGCCUGAAUCGCUCGGCCGCCUGGGCCUUGGGCCGCGCUCUGCGUGGCCGGCUCCAGGAUAAGUUGGUUGGCAAAGUGGCGCCCGAUGCUGUGGACCUGCUCAUUAGUGGCUGUGAGGUCAGCUUGUGGUUGGGUGAGCAGCUGGCCGCAGACCUUUCACUGUGCUUCAAACGCCUGGUGGUGAGGUGCAUCUCGAGCAACAAAAUUUUGGGAAUGCACGGCCUGGAAUGUCCGAUGCCCCUGACGGGCUUCGCAUGUGGCUCCUGGGAGCUGCGUGGCGCCUGUGUGCUGCUGAUAAGUCACAGCGGCGGUAGCUUCUCCACUUUGAACAUCUCCAAUCUCCUUCAAGCUGUUACCAGGCAUCUCUUCGUGGUCACUUCGGAGUGGGACACGCAGAUUGGCAAGCAACUGCGCCAGCUGGACGAGACCAGCCGCGUCUUUAGCACCGACAUCGGCAUCCGGCCUGCAGAGCCUUGCUCUAUCUCCGUAGCUGCUACACAGCAGUUGCUGACGCAGAUUCUCAUCUAUCUUUCAGCCACGCUCUUGGAGGACCGGGAGCUCGGCACCGCUGCCGGUGCCGUGGUGCGCAACACUGAUUUGGCAGAGCUGCAACGCCUCAACCGCCUAAGCAUCUCCGCGCUCGAGGAACUCGUGCGGCCCUGGACGACAACGGCGAAGCAGCUGCGGGCCAAGGGACGACACUGGGCGCAGCACGUGCUUGAAGGACCACGAGCUUGGAUCAUUUGCGCCAUCUACAUUGCCGUGACUGUUAGCCUUGGCCUGGCACCUUUGAGCACCGCUACACGUCGUUCAGGGCUGCUGGAGGUCUCUGAGGACUUGAUCUAUGCCGCCCAAGUGCUGGAUGCUGUCCUGUACAUCUUCCUUCCCCAACUGGCGGUUCUUCUGAUCCGAUUGCUCCAGCGCCGACCGCUGCUCCACCGCAUGACGGGCCGCACAGUCGUCAUCGGUGAUAUUCCCUGGGUGGCGCAGACUGCGGAAGCGUUCCUUUCAAAGCUCAUGGCUUGCUCCUACUCCGCAGCUGGGCUCACGGUCUUCUCGGGAAACCCUGCGGACCACCUCCUCCACCGCAUGACUCAUCGGGUGGUGCGUGGCACGUUAUUGGCCUGCGGCCGGCCGGACGGGCGCCUGGUUGCCCUCAGCAAUGCGGAGCAGUCCGUCUGCCUGGCUGUGAACCAGGCGAGCUCCAUCCAGUCCAUGGGCGCCACCCUUGAGAGCCUCACCAUCGGACACAACCCUUAUCAGCUCCCCCUGGCGACGCACUCCGUGACUCUGCAGUUCGACCGCCCACAGUACCUUUGCGAGCACCUCCAGAAGACAGAACUCCAGGCCCAGAGUGCGACGGCCUUGCUGGGCCAGUUCUCCAAUGUGAAGAUGGAGCUGAGAAGUACGUCGAAGGCAUCCAGUCCAACCGAUGAGGAGAUGCCCACGUGGCUACAGGAUGAUGUUUUCCUUCGCAUGCAGCACCAGGUAUCCGAGAGGAAAAAAUCCAUAGAUCGCCUUCAAGACAUGCAGACGCUUGUGGAUAGCCUCCCUUUGGACAACGAUGGGCAGGUUACCUUCAAAGAUUUCGAGAAGGGCUUCCGGCUGUUGCGGGAGGACAAGAUCGAUCGCAAAAGCCUCUUGCGGGUCUUCGAACGUUUCGAUGCGAACAGCAAUGGGGCAAUCUAUCCGUCAGACUGCAAAGCCAUCUACCGUACGAGCUUUGCCGGGCUGCUCGCGCUUGCCGAGGGCACAGCAACAGCGACAAAGGUAGGACUCAUGAAAGUGGUGGAAUCCGCGGAGGAUAUCUUCGGCAUAAGUCUCCUGCGCAACGCAGAGUCAUCGCAGUCUGUUCAGAUCAUUGAGACCCAGUUCCUGUCCAUGCAGCUGUAUGAGAGCCGUAUCGCCUCGCUACAUCGUGCUGUGGCUUUCUUCGUCAUGUUUCAUGAGAUGGGAAGGUCCAUCGCUAGGUUUUGGCCUUGGGUCAGCUUCGGCAUCCUGCGCUAUCGUAUGGACCGCACCCAGUCCAUCAUGCGCAUCGCUACAACGGCAUCUCCCGUGUCAGGUGCAGAUGUGCGCCACAAAAUGCAUGAGAUCAAGUCCGAGCAGCAUCUUGAUCUCAUCAAAGGUCUAGUUGACAACAUGGUCAGACGCUGGCGUUCGCGUCAUUCGAUGGUUCACCAUGAGUUUUAA